UGAACGCACUCAAAAGGGGCGUAAAAUAUUUCCGCCAUUUUGUCCCCUGGAAUUUAGAUUUUAUUAGUUUACGUCCAUAAAAAUCUAAGAGAUCACUGUGCAAAAGUGGUAUUUUGGAAGCUGUGCAGUGUUUAGUGAACCUGUGAUAUUUGUGACUCACAAGAUUUUGUUUACGUUCACCUUGACUUUUUAUCUAACCGAUUUUGACGUCGAAGGAGAGAGCUCUAGAUAAUCAAAAUGGGCACAAGAGAGGACGAAUACGAUUAUUUGUUCAAAGUCGUCCUAAUAGGAGAUUCAGGUGUGGGGAAAAGCAGUCUUCUCUCACGUUUCACUAGAAAUGAAUUCAACCUAGAGUCAAAAUCCACAAUAGGAGUGGAAUUUGCAACUAGAAGUAUAGAGGUGGACGGCAAAACCAUAAAAGCUCAGAUAUGGGAUACAGCGGGCCAGGAGCGGUACCGCGCGAUCACGUCUGCGUACUACCGCGGCGCGGUUGGGGCCUUGCUCGUCUACGACAUUGCCAAGCAUCUGUCUUACGAGAACGUAGAGCGGUGGCUGCGUGAGUUACGCGACCACGCCGAUCAGAACAUUCUGAUUAUGUUGGUUGGCAACAAGAGCGAUCUUAGGCAUCUCAGAUCGAUCCCAACGGAAGAGGCGAAGGCGUUUGCGGAAAGAAAUGGACUAAGCUUUAUUGAAACGUCGGCUCUCGAUUCCACCAAUGUAGAGCCCGCAUUCCAGAACAUUCUGACUGAAAUCUACAGGAUCGUGUCGCAGAAGCAGAUGCGCGACCCGCCCGAAGGCGAUGUGAUCCGACCCGACGCAGAGCCCGCCGACGUGCGACCCAGCCAGGCCGACUCCGUACGCAAGCAGUGCUGCCAGUGAGAUAGUCCAUAUAAGGAGCCGAAGAGAGCAUCGAGCGUCUGGCAUACAAAACACAAUCAUUACGAAUCAUUCCCGGACAGCGGUCUCAGCAACAUAAUAAAAAGGAUUGCCAGCACGGAAAUAUCUCAAACAUCUGCAAUACCUUUUUGUUCUAUAAUAAAAUAUUUUACAUUUGAAAACAGGCAAGACCAAGUCGUUCGUGCAAUAAAAAUGUCCUUCGAGAUAUUUUCGACUGGCAACACAAAACUCAAAAGCAGAUAACGAGUGGCUCAUGUAGAUAGCUUUGUGUAAUUAUUGAUAUUUAGUGUCCAAACGAAUAAAGUUAAAAUCUAUAAUAAAAUGUAACUUGAAGAUACAAGAGACUAUGCGUCUGCGUUGUUGUACGAGAGUGAUUGCAAAACUACUUGCGGCUCGGAAACAAAUAUAGCAAUACUUUUUGUUAAGCACUAUCGACGCCAUGACUGCAAAGUUAAGUUAGCUGUGCAAAGUUAGUUUUCCAGCUGGCUCAACCUUACUUAAUAUUGCGUAUUCUGUUUAUGAACAGCAAAUUAAGGUUUGUAAUCAUUAUACAAAAGUAAAACCAACACAAGAUAAAUCCAUGCUUCGGUUUUAGAACGCACCAAGAAAUAUUUUGGCGCUAGUUGAAAAUAUACAAAAAUACACAAUGGUGUAUAUGAUUCCUGAAUUUUGUUUUUUAUAUAGGGGA
Hyposmocoma kahamanoa is the source of this 1585-nucleotide messenger RNA. RefSeq names its product ras-related protein Rab-11A (gene Rab11). The transcript is spliced from 6 exons. The coding region runs from base 238 to 879 and encodes 213 amino acids. Gene Ontology annotation, biological process: exocytosis. Gene Ontology annotation, cellular component: recycling endosome. The record is from RefSeq and is a predicted model, not a curated record. Gene Ontology annotation, molecular function: GTPase activity; GTP binding. Lineage: Eukaryota; Metazoa; Arthropoda; Insecta; Lepidoptera; Cosmopterigidae.